AUGCAUGAAUUGGAACUGCCCACAAUCGUGACCCAGCUGCCUGGAAAGGGCUUAUUACUAACCACUGUGCAUCCUAGUGGCCAAGAAAUUGUUAUUGGUGAAACUAUGCUGGCUCACUAUUGGCAUCUGCGGUUUAUUUGUAGGCAAGUCUCGACAGAGGAAGGAGAAGCCAAAGCUCAUGACCUAAAUGUUUUGUUUAUUGAAACCAGUGCCAAGGCCGGCUUCAAUAUAAAGGCACUAUUCCGGAAAAUUGCGGCAGCCUUGCCCGGCAUGGAAACACUAUCUUCAGCAAAGCAAGAAGACGUGGUUGACGUCAAUCUCAAAUCUAGUAAUUCAAAUGCAUCUCAGUCACAACAAACGUCAGGAGGAUGUGCCUUGAUGAUGCACAAAAUGGGAGCUUUUGACCCAACUUUAAUUAGGCAAUGA
This is a messenger RNA of Ilex paraguariensis (yerba mate), 426 nucleotides long. The record is from the annotation of a GenBank genome assembly. Lineage: Eukaryota; Viridiplantae; Streptophyta; Magnoliopsida; Aquifoliales; Aquifoliaceae.